Verticillium alfalfae VaMs.102 is the source of this 2922-nucleotide messenger RNA. RefSeq names its product ral2. Gene Ontology annotation, biological process: cell redox homeostasis. Bases 1 to 2922 code for a protein of 973 amino acids. The record is from RefSeq and is a predicted model, not a curated record. The transcript has 4 exons. Lineage: Eukaryota; Fungi; Ascomycota; Sordariomycetes; Glomerellales; Plectosphaerellaceae. Gene Ontology annotation, molecular function: protein binding. Gene Ontology annotation, cellular component: mitochondrion; cytosol.
AUGUCUAGCCCCGGACUGACCCCGAACCAGUUCUCCCCUGCACAGGCCGACCAAUCGAAAGCCCUCGACUCGGACACCGAUCAAGAACGAGAUCGCCCUCCUGCCCCGGCCAAGUCUCCUUCGGAGUUGCUCUCUGGCGUCUACCGCGGCUUCAAGAAAUUUGCGCCCAGUCGAGACGACAGCCUACGCCGGCAACCGUCCUUGCUCGGCCUGCGAAGCACCACGCCUACUAGCUCCGCGUCCUCCCCCUCGCCUACCACGGACGCACGAUCUCCGCCCCCGCCGCCCAUUGUGCAGCAUGCGAGGAGUCUGAGCCUACAAAGCAGUCUUGCCAAGCCUCUCCCAGAACCGCCCCCAGAGCAGUCCGAAGCGGACAGUUUUCCAGCCCCAGCAGCUGCCUCUAGCAUCGCGAACAACCUGGACGCCAUACCGGAGGACCUGCCCGUCAUGGCGGACAGUCGGACAAGCACAAUGGACUCGAACGUCACCGGUCCUGCAUCCGCCGGUCCUUCGCCUUCAGUCGCCCAGACCAGGGGUCCCGCCGUUGCCACCUCUGCCUCUUCCUCGUCUGCCCACCUGUCGGGUUUGAUGUGCAACGUUCACAGGACUACGGGGAAGGAACCUCAUCCAUUGGUUGGCGCGACGACCACCAUACUCGGCGACAAGCUCUACGUGUUUGGUGGAAGGAUCUUGUCUAGAAGCCGGCCUGCCCCCUUGACGGCCGACCUGUAUGAACUGGACCUCAUUCGAAGACACUGGACGAGGCUCGAGACCACAGGCGACAUCCCGCCGCCACGAUACUUUCACUCCAUGUGCCCACUCGGCGAUACGAAGAUGGUGUGUUACGGAGGCAUGUCACCGACACGAAUCAGGCUGGCGCAGCGCAAGAUCAGCAGCCCGAGCCGCAAGUGGACGUACAUCCCCACGCAGGAUCCCCCUCAAGGUCGCUAUGCGCACUGCGCCUGCAUCCUGCCGUCGUCGGCGUCCUUUUCGUCUCACAAGGCCCCGCUGUCCGCACUUCAACACAACCCUCCCUCGGCGAAUCCUAACGAGGGCAGGAUAGGGAUCAACAUCGAUGGGUCUGGCGGCGCCGAGAUGAUUAUUGUCGGCGGACAAGACGGUGCUAAUCACUAUAUCGAGCAGAUCAGCGUUUUCAACCUGCGGAGCUUGAAAUGGACAUCAACCCAGUCUCUCGGCAAGAGCUGCGGCGCCUACAGGAGCGUUGUUGCGCCUCUUCCGCCGUCCGUCACGUCUAAGAUAGGCAAAGCGGGUGUCAACGGCUCACAACGCGAGGGCGGCAUCAGCCAAGAAGCCCGAGAGCCUGGCUCAUCAAUGCUCAUCUACUCCAACUACAACUUCUUGGACGUCAAGCUAGAGCUCCAGAUUCGAUCAUCCGAUGGCUCUCUUUCCGAAAAGCCAAUGUCUGGCGCGUAUUCGCCGCCGGGCUUGCGUUUCCCCAAUGGCGGCGUCAUUGACACGCACUUUGUGGUCAGCGGCACGUACCUGACCUCCUCAAAGCAAGAAUAUGCGCUGUGGGCACUCGACUUGCGAACAUUGACGUGGUCUCGAAUUGACGCGGGGGGGCAGUGUGUUCAGCCAAGGCAGUUGGAACCGCGCCUUGUUGACGACUACAACCAUCGCCGUAUCAACUUCUCCAACGUUUGCAUGGUGGAGCUCGAAGCAUUCGGGUUCUACGACAACCCGAGGAAGACAGCGCCACUGUCUGGAUUCGUGUCGUCCAGCAGCCCCUUUACCGGUCCUGACCUCAGCUUGGCCAGAAAGGCUGGCUGCACCGCGGGCGGGCGAUUCCAUUCCAGAGCGUCCGAAGAGCUGGGUGAAAAGGCUUUGGCGCUACGAGAGCUUUCAGACAUGGAUAUUCUGUGCUUGCACGGCGAGAGGAUACCUGUGAAUUCGCGGAUUGUGGCCAGGCGAUGGGGCCCCUACUUCGUUCAGUUGCUACGUGAAGGUGCCGCGACACAGGACGGCAGCGAUGCCAUGACCCUCCGAGGUGGCCUUUCUAACACAGUGAGGAACUCUGGCGUGACCAUUACGCCGUCGAGGGACCGGGUAGAAAGCAUCACAUCCAUGGGUAGCACCAUUGCCUCGUCAUUCGGCUCCUCUGGCAAGCAGCCAAGCACAGCACCGUCGAGCAUCGCCGGAGGUGCGUUUUUACCCCAAACCGGCCUCGACGCCAACAAUCCCAACGCAGCCCCCACACCCAUCAGUCUGCCGCCGAGGUCACGCCCAAGGUGCCUAUACCUUCCUCACACCUACCUAACGGUUCAGGCACUGCUCCACUUUGUGUACACCUCGUCGUUGCCUGCCCCGUCAUCGCCGCUAUGCACGCCCCCGAUCCUUUGCUCGCUGCUCCAGAUUGCUCGGCCCUACCGCAUAGACGGGCUGCUGGAAGCCGUGGUUGAACGUCUCCACGUGCUUCUGGAUUCGCGGAACGCCGCGGCCGUCUUCAAUGCCACGGCCAUGGCUGCCGGUGGCGGCCGGGGCAUCGAUGGGUCGCUGAACCCCAACUUCUUCGUGCCACCCGUUGACCUCAUUGCCUCGCUCGAGUCGGCACCCGCAUCAGAGGCCUCUCGCGACAGCGACAACAACAGCGAAGCGCACAACGCCGCCCUUCGCCUCAACACGACUGUGCAGCAACAGUCCAGCAGACCCGGCAGCGGCGAGCUCAGCGCGACAACGAGCCAGAGCGGCUCUGAGUGGAGCUCGGAGAUUGGCGAGUCAGAAGGCGGGGGUGUCAGGGAGAUUUGGAGCGGCGAGCUCAGCUCCGUCAUUGGGCUGCAGAAGCGCGGUCUCCGGGGGCUGAUGGAGGGUAGGCGGAUGCGUGAAAGGACCGGCACCGGGACGGGCAGCGUCAGCCAGUACGGGCCGCAGUCGCGGGUGGGGCUAGGCAUUGCCAGCUCGUAG